AUGAGUCUCGAUUCGACCUCAUCUAAAAAGUUUAAUUUGGAGAAGGCAUCGAAUUUUAUGCGUCAGUUUCGGGAUCCUGACUCUAGGGAAUUAAAGAAAUUGUCUGCCAAUCAGUUCAUGGAGAUCUGGAGUCACUAUGACAAAGACGGCAACGGGUACAUCGAAGGUACGGAGCUGGACGGCUUCUUGAGAGAGUUCGUCUCUAGCGCUAAUUUUACCGACAUCAGUCCCGAUGUAAGUACAUAG
Messenger RNA from Pieris macdunnoughi, 246 nucleotides. NCBI's taxonomy places the organism in Eukaryota, Metazoa, Arthropoda, Insecta, Lepidoptera, Pieridae. The record is from the annotation of a GenBank genome assembly.